UGGAGUACUAGAAUAGGUUCUCAAUGAAUCAAGUCCUUGACCCCCAUUGGGGUGUGCUUUAUGAAGAAGAUUUAACUGGUCAUAAGUCUCACACUGUGAACAUUCUUGUAAAUAAUGCUCCUGGAGUUCUCAACCUGGUCACCAUAGUUAUAUCCAGAAAGGGUUACAACAUCCACAGUCUGGCUGCAGGUUUUGCAGAAAUGGAGGGUCUAUCUCGGAGUACAAGUAUGAUUCCUGGAACAGAUGAAUCUAUUGAGAAAUUGGUGUUCAUUUUCAAGGGACAAAAACAUCUUUUAGUGAUAGUGAGAGGGAGGAAAAUCGCAGGGGUUACGUUUGCCAGUGAUUUGAUUAAGCAGAUGCAUGAGAUUGAGCAACAAAUAAGUGGGGUUACAAUUGGAAUGGUUGUUUCUAGAGUUGAGGGUCCGGUCAGUAAAGCGAAUACAAGGAAGGGAAUUAGAGGCGGGAGUCCGGGAUUGGCAAGACGGGAUCAUAGUUUCUUGGAAAUUGAUCUAGGCCAUUUGAAAGUGACCAAUGAAGUUAGUUUGCAUGGACCUGCGGAAGAUCAAGCAUCUGUUCAUCAUGAAUACUUUCUCGGAUUUCCUUUUGACCAGCUGUCUUGCCAUGAAUUUGGGUGA
Molecule: messenger RNA, 635 nt
Organism: Lactuca saligna
Lineage: Eukaryota; Viridiplantae; Streptophyta; Magnoliopsida; Asterales; Asteraceae
Source: the annotation of a GenBank genome assembly